AUGGCUUCCAUGGUCUCACGUUACACCGCCUCACCCCAGCUCCGUCCGCACGCACUUUCAAUCGUCGCGCGCGACGACUGUCCUUCCGCCGCCCACGCUCUCCCCCUCCGGCCGCGUUCAAUCACUACCCUCCUGUCGCGACGGUCCCUUCUGAAGCACUUGCUCAAUCUCCUUGAGCGGAGAACAUUACUCACCCCCCUCGCUCGGCCACGCGAUUUCCCUCUCGUCGCCCACGCUCACUCCUCCCCGCCGCCCACGCUCUCCCCUCAUCCGAAACCCACGCUCACUUCCCUCCGUCGCCCACGCUCACCACCUGCCCCUCGCCUUCUCUCAUUCCCCUCCGUCGCCUAUGCUCCCUCCCCAUCCCUUCCCUCCCCAUCCCCGCCUCCCCAUCCCUUCCCUCCCCAUCCCUUCCCUCCCCAUCCCUUCCCUCCCCAUCCCCGCCUCCCCAUCCGUUCCCUCAGUUGCUUGACCUCCCAGUCUCUCAUCUUACCAUACCUCUUCUCCCCAUCCCUCACCUCCCCAUCCCUCAACUCCCCAUCCCUCACCUCCCCAUCCCCCAUUUCCCCAUCCCUCAUCUCCCCAUCCCUUCCCUCCCCAUCCCUCACCUCCCCAUCCCUCACCUCCCCAUCCGUCAUCUCCCCAUCCCUCAUCUCCCCAUCCCCCAUCUCCCCUUCCCUCCUCUCCCCAUCCCCCAUCUCCCCAUCCCUAAUCUCCCCAUCCCUCAUCUCCCCAUCCCGCAUCUCCCCAUCCCUCUUCUCCCCAUCCCCCAUCUCCCCUUCCCCAUCUCCCCAAUCUGCCCCACCCCAUUCCGCCCCACCCCUUUCUGCCAUGCCCUCUAACUUCCCAUCCCCUUUUCCUCGUUUCUCCAUCCCUCCCUCCCGCCCUGUCCUAUCCCCUCCUCCCGCCCUGUCCUAUCCCCUCACCCCACCCUGUCCUAUCCCCUCACCCCACCCUGUCCACACCCCAUCUCCUCCACACCCCAUCCCCUCCACACCCCAUCUCCUCCUCACCCCAUCUCCUCCUCACCCCAUCUCCACCACACCCAAUCUCCUCCACACCCCAUCUCCUCCUCACCCCGUCUCCUCCUCACCCCAUCUCUUCCUCACCCCAUCUCUUCCUCACCCCAUCUCUUCCUCACCCCAUCUCUUCCUCACCCCAUCUCUUCCUCACCCCAUCUCUUCCUCACCCCGUCUCUUCCUCACCCCGUCUCUUCCUCACCCCAUCUCUUCCUCACCCCAUCUCUUCCUCACCCCAUCUCUUCCUCACCCCAUCUCUUCCUCACCCCAUCUCUUCCUCACCCCAUCUCCUCCUCACCCCAUCUCUUCCUCACCCCAUCUCUUCCUCACCCCAUCUCUUCCUCACCCCAUCUCUUCCUCACCCCAUCUCUUCCUCACCCCGUCUCUUCCUCACCCCGUCUCUUACUCACCCCAUCUCUUCCUCACCCCAUCUCUUCCUCACCCCAUCUCUUCCUCACCCCGUCUCUUCCUCACCCCGUCUCUUCCUCACCCCAUCUCUUCCUCACCCCGUCUCUUCCUCACCCCAUCUCUUCCUCACCCCAUCUCUUCCUCACCCCAUCUCUUCCUCACCCCAUCUCUUCCUCACCCCAUCUCUUCCUCACCCCAUCUCCUCCUCACCCCAUCUCUUCCUCACCCCAUCUCUUCCUCACCCCAUCUCUUCCUCACCCCAUCUCUUCCUCACCCCAUCUCUUCCUCACCCCGUCUCUUCCUCACCCCGUCUCUUACUCACCCCAUCUCUUCCUCACCCCAUCUCUUCCUCACCCCAUCUCUUCCUCACCCCGUCUCUUCCUCACCCCGUCUCUUCCUCACCCCAUCUCUUCCUCACCCCGUCUCUUCCUCACCCCAUCUCUUCCUCACCCCAUCUCUUCCUCACCCCAUCUCUUCCUCACCCCAUCUCUUCCUCACCCCAUCUCUUCCUCACCCCGUCUCUUCCUCACCCCGUCUCUUCCUCACCCCAUCUCUUCCUCACCCCAUCUCUUCCUCACCCCAUCUCUUCCUCACCCCAUCUCUUCCUCACCCCAUCUCUUCCUCACCCCAUCUCUUCCUCACCCCAUCUCUUCCUCACCCCUCACCCCUUGUGCUUUUCUGCACCAAGGAGCUGCUUGGAGCGCGGUGGACAGAUGGCGGCGGGCAGGGUAGCGCAGCAGAGGCGGACGUGGUGCUGCUGGAGUCCCUUCCCCCCCUCCUCCUCUCUCCCUCCCUGCAUCCCUCACAUUACCUGCAUCCUCCCUCCCUCCCUGCAUCCAUCCCUCGCUGCGUCUGCUCCUCCCUUCCUCCUCCUUACGUCCCUUCCUCGGUUCUUCCCUCCCUAUGUUCCUCCCUUCGACUGGUCGUCUUUCUGUUUGUCUCCUACCAUAAUAAUAAUCCACAAGUGUCUCUUUUUUUCUUCCUCUUUGCAGGUUCUUGCUUGUCAGUUGUCAUUCUUUUGAAUGCUCACCGGCUGCUUCAGCCAUGA
This is a messenger RNA of Closterium sp. Yama58-4, 2475 nucleotides long. The record is from the annotation of a GenBank genome assembly. NCBI's taxonomy places the organism in Eukaryota, Viridiplantae, Streptophyta, Zygnematophyceae, Desmidiales, Closteriaceae.